Aedes albopictus (Asian tiger mosquito) is the source of this 2409-nucleotide messenger RNA. RefSeq names its product zinc finger protein 564. The transcript is spliced from 3 exons. Lineage: Eukaryota; Metazoa; Arthropoda; Insecta; Diptera; Culicidae. Gene Ontology annotation, molecular function: zinc ion binding. Bases 157 to 2328 code for a protein of 723 amino acids. The record is from RefSeq and is a predicted model, not a curated record. Gene Ontology annotation, cellular component: nucleus.
AAUUGAAACAAAAUAAUUUUUUUGUCAUGUUUUGAUCAAAAAGUUGUAAAAUAUUAUAAUAAAUUAGUGCAAAAGUUGUAAAAACUGCAUGUUACAACAAAAAAUUAAUCUAUAAAUUCGCUUUCAUAUUGUACGUUGCUAAUGUGAUGUAGGAAAAUGUCAAAACUGUGCUGUAUCCCGAUCUGCCGGAACUCCAAAGGCGACCGCGGAGUUCCGUGCUAUCCGUUCCCCGCGACGGACGACUAUCUGCGCUCAAAGUGGAUUGAUUUCGUCGGAGCGGCAGAUCCACAGAGAUUCCGGUGGAGAAACAAACAGAUAUGCGCCGAACACUUCCACCGGGCGGAUUUGGUCGAAACCGGUCCGAUGGCGGGAGCAGUCCCUACCGUGUAUUCUCCGGAUGAAGCCGAGGAGGACGUGCUGGCGGAAAGGGAUCGCGUAAUGGUCUCGGAAUCGACGGCAUCCUCCCAUAACAAGGCGAACGAAACCGUCGAUCUGCAGUCGCUGUUCUGCCGGAUUUGCCUCAAGAAAGCGGCGGGAUUGAUCCCGUUUAGCUCGAAGCUCCACAAUGAGAGCCUGGUGGAUGUGAUCUACACGGUAACCGGGCUGGUGCUCGACGAGGAGGAAGUUAAUCUUCCGACGAAGAUUUGCGCCAGCUGCGUGGGGAAGAUCGAUAUGGCGUUCAACGUUCGGAAGGAGUUUUUGCACCAGGAACGAGUGCUGAGGAAUAUGAUAAAGAACAAGCAGUUGGAGGCGCACUACCGGUGCUUCGAUAACCAUGUGGUGCACUGGAAGAGUCAGAGCGAAAUUUAUCUCAACAGCCUGAUGAAGGACGUCAAAACGGAACUGAUCAUAGAACCGGUAGAGGAAAUGGUAGAGGAGCACUUGAACGAUGAGCAGGAAGAUAGAACGGAACAGCCUACAAGCAGUGGGUCAAUACAGCAUGACCCACCCGAGAGCAACCUCACAGUAGAAGUCUAUUCCGAAUCUGGCGAAGAGGAAGAAGCCGGCUCUUCGAAGAAAAUUGUAUAUUCCUGGAAGGAAUUGUACAAACCGAAACGCGUCCGUCAGGUGAAGGAGCACAAAAUUACGGAAGAUCUACCGGAACCGACGCUGGUUCCCAACACUUGCUACAUUUGCAACACAGUUCACGAAAAUGAGGACGAGCUUGACAGUCACAUAGAGCAGCAUGUCCAGCUUGUUCCGUACACUUGUGCCUGCAGCACCGAAGAACAUCCCAUCGUGCUCAAGUCAUUGAUUACUUUGAACAAACAUCUGCAGUCUCAUCUGUAUUCGUACGUCUGUGAUUACUGUCCGUUGCGUUACAUCAACCGGAAGAGCUACAUCCUUCACAUGCAAUGCCUGCACGAAAACAUCAAUUCAGACGGAUAUACCUGCGAUGACUGCGGUCAGUUCUUCACCCAAAAGCGAGCCUUCUCGACGCACAUCUACAAACACCGGGCCAUCCGAGAGGGCAAAUUCAAGUGCGACCACUGCGGGAAAGCGUUCAGCAGUUCGGCUUUACUGACGCGACACCUGCGCAUCCACACCGGCGAAAAGCCGUACGAAUGCAAGAAAUGCAGCAAGCGCUUCAAUCACGAGUCGAUUUUCCAGGUGCACAAGCGAAGUCACAUUGGCGAGAAGGCCCACGUCUGCUCGGAGUGUAACAAAAGAUUCAUCAACGCUCCCAUGCUGCGCUAUCACAUGGCCGAGCACUUUCCCGACGAUCCUCGAUAUCGUACUCAGUACAGCAUAAAACGACCCAAAUACGACCAUGUAAAGGACGAUGUAAAUCUGAGUAACCCCAAGGGCAUUGUUACCGAUGGGAAGAACCGCUACUCAAGGGAGAGGGCUUGCGAAUUCGAAAACUGCACCUUCACGACGACCUCGGUCCAGAGCUGGCACUAUCACCUGGCGACGCACACCCGGAAGUUCCAGUGCGAAAUCUGCGCUCGCCGGUUCCCCACCAAGCAAACCCUGGUGAAGCACGUCGAAACGGCCCACGAAGGUAAAAAGGCGGCGAAAACCAUUCCGUGCACGUACUGCGACAAGAAGUUCAGCAACAACCAGAAGCUGCGGUAUCACCUGGACAUGCACGAGAACAACCGCCGGCACAAGUGUAGCUACUGCGAGAAGGCAUUCGUCCAAGUGGCCAACAUGAAGGCGCACGAGCGUAUUCACACCGGGGAGAAGCCAUUCCCAUGCCGGGCGUGUCCGGCCGCGUUCAUCACCUCGUCCGGUCGGAGAAAGCACGAGAGAACUCACCCCGAGUUGGACGCAGGGCAACGCGGUGUCGAAACGAAAGCGGAAUAUUCAGGAGAUGGGAAUUGAAGUUCGACGAGGGAGUGGUGUCCGAGUGGGUGAGUACAUAACGUAGGUUGAAUAGUUUGAUUAAAACAAUAUUCAUUAUAC